Messenger RNA from Brassica napus (rape), 959 nucleotides. RefSeq names its product protein N-lysine methyltransferase METTL21A. Bases 1 to 855 code for a protein of 284 amino acids. NCBI's taxonomy places the organism in Eukaryota, Viridiplantae, Streptophyta, Magnoliopsida, Brassicales, Brassicaceae. The transcript has a single exon. The record is from RefSeq and is a predicted model, not a curated record.
AUGGAAACACUUUCUCCUCCUCUACGAGACGACGAUGAGGAAAGCGAAGUAGACGAAGCCAAAAUGCUCCUCAUCGGUGAGAACGGAACCAACGCUGAGAGUUUCUCUCCUCUGUCCGACGGUGCACCGGAGCUCCAGCAGUACACUAUCCGCUCCAUCGAGUCAACGGUCGUGAUUCGUCAACUAACAUCACAGGGUCUCUCCUUCCAGCUCUGGCCAGCCGCUUCUACUUUCGUCGCGCUUCUCGAUAACUACCGCCUCGACCCUACCAACAGCCCCCUCGCCGCAACACUCUCCUCGCUGAAACCCGCCGGCUCUACGACUACUACUACACCGAUGAACAUUCUCGAGCUCGGAUCCGGAACCGGCGUCGUUGGAAUCGCCGCGGCGAUCACUCUUUCCGCUAACGUCACGGUGACGGAUCUCCCGCACGUCCUCGACAACCUCAGCUUCAACGCAGAGGCGAACGCUCAGACUGUGGCGAGAUUCGGCGGUCAAGUCCACGCGGCACCGCUUCGUUGGGGAGAGGCUGAUGACGUGGAGGUUUUUGGGCGGAACGUUGACUUGGUUGUAGCGUCUGACGUGGUGUACCACGAUCAUCUCUACGAGCCUCUCCUGAAAACGCUGCGUUUAAUGGCGGCGGCGAAGGGGUUAGAGGGGAAGAGGUUGAUAUUUCUGAUGGCUCAUCUGAGGAGGUGGAAAAAAGAGUCUGUCUUCUUCAAGAAAGCUAGAAAGGUCUUUGAUGUUGACGUUAUACACUCUGAUGAGCCUCGAAAUGGUGCAAGAAGCGGCGUUUUGGUUUACCGUUUUGUCGCGAAACAAUCGAAUCAAAAUGGUCGGAUUGUUUCGUGUUAACAGUUUGCAAAUUUUCAGGAUUAAUUUCGUUUGAUGAAUGAAAUUUCUCAAAUGUGUUUAUCAAAAGAUUUCCACAUUAUAAAGCAAUUUGGUUACUCUGUCAA